GCCCAUAGCCACAUAAACAAAUGUCUCUAUCUCCUCUUCUCAAGUGCAUCAUCGUCUUCUUAUACUAUUACAUUUCUUAUCUGGUUGCUCAUAGUUCUUAAUCCGUUCCACCAUGAAAACACUCACUAGCUCCUCCGGUCAAAUUCAUCUUCAUCUUCUUCUUAUCACUAUUCUUCUCUCUUUGAACAUAGUCAUACAAGUAAGAUCAGAAACCCCACAAGAACUACUCAAAGGUUUCACAGCAACACCAGACUCAUCCAUAACUUCAUUCCAACAACUUCUUAAUGAUCCAACAGGUGAUUUCUCACUUGGGUUUCUUAGAAUUGAGGACUCCAAACUGGCUCUUGCUAUAUUACAUGUACCUUCUUCUGAACCCAUUUGGUUAGCUAAUACAACUGGUUCACUAAGAUGGCAUAAAGCUACCCAACUUUCCUUUAAUGGAAGUCUAGUUUUGUCUGAUUCACAUUCAAAUAUAUUUUGGUCAACUGGAAGUGUUGGUGAUAGAGUUCUACUUAUGCAUGAUUCAAAUCUUCAAGUGCAAAAGCUUUCAGGCAAGAAUGAGCAAUCAAUUGUUUGGCAAAGUUAUGACUUUCCAUUUGAUACACUUAUUGAGAGUCAGAAUUUUACAGUGUCCAUGUCUCUUGUUUCUAGAAAUGGGUUGUAUUCUAUGACAUUAGGAGAUACUUAUUUUGGUUUAUACUCGAAAGUUAAUACGAAUUCGACACAGCUGUAUUGGAAACAUGGAGCUAUGGAAGCAAAGGCAGAGAUUGUUGUAGGAAACGGUCCAAUUUAUGCAAGAAUUAGCUCAAAUGGAUAUCUGGGUAUGUAUCAAACUUUAAAAGCUCCAGUAGAUAUUCUUCCUUUCGACAGUUUCCAAAGACCGGUACCGGGAAUUCGAAAACUAAAGCUAGAAUCAGAUGGCAAUCUCAGAGGUUAUUACUGGAGUGGAACAACUUGGGUGUUGGAUUUUAAAGCAAUUUCUGACGUCUGUGAGCUUCCGAAUGCUUGUGGUUCUUAUGGUCUUUGUCAACCGGGUAAAGGUUGUUCAUGUCUGGAUAACAAGACUCAGUACAAUUCAGGAGAGUGUUUUCCACAUAAAGCUGGGGAUUUCUGUAGCAAAAAUGAAGUGUUAGGGAAAGGAUACUGGAUUUUAAGAAGGAAAGGUGUUGAAGUGCCUUACAAAGAAUGGAUGGGGUUUGAAAAGAUGGAAACAUUAAAUGAUUGUGAGGAUUCUUGUGAAAGAAACUGUAGUUGUUGGGGAGCUGUUUAUAAUAAUGCAACCAAGUUUUGUUACAAGAUUCAGUACCCAAUUAAUAGUUUAGUUAGUGAUGGAGAUGAAGGUAAAUCAGGGUUCUUUAAAGUGAAGAAUGAAGAGAAGAAAAGAGUUGUUAGCGUUGCAGUUGGUCUUGGUUUGAUAAUUGGAGCAAUAAUAGUUUUAGUUCUAGUUAUUGGGUUUGUAAUUUUCAGUAUUUGGAGAAGAAGAAAGAACCAUAGUGAUAGAUUAUUGGAAGAUGGAUUAUCUCCUGGUUCUUACAAAGGUUUAGAUUCUGAGAGUUUUCGAUCGGUGGAGCUCAGUCAACAGCGGAGCUAGUGCAACCGCUAUCUCACACUCGAUCAGAUUCUAGGAAGUUCAUCGGAGAUGAUUUUUUCUUCUUCAUAUCAAAACAUCUCAAAAUGGAAAGACUGUUGCAUUAAACAUCUGUGAUCUGAUGUAUACUUUUACCUGCUCGAAUUAGUAGACAUCUUAAUUGGGUAAACUAAUCUUUAAAUGAUGUAUACAAUGAAUGCAACAGCAUGUUUUGAUUUAGACAAUACAAAUAUACUAAUCCUGAUUACUGUUUCAUUAUCAGUGCGACUUGAUUAUAAAUUUAUGACACAUUAAACUAA
Papaver somniferum (opium poppy) is the source of this 1887-nucleotide messenger RNA. RefSeq names its product PAN domain-containing protein At5g03700-like. The coding region runs from base 113 to 1591 and encodes 492 amino acids. Gene Ontology annotation, biological process: recognition of pollen. The transcript has a single exon. The record is from RefSeq and is a predicted model, not a curated record. Lineage: Eukaryota; Viridiplantae; Streptophyta; Magnoliopsida; Ranunculales; Papaveraceae.